This is a messenger RNA of Mesorhabditis spiculigera, 801 nucleotides long. The record is from the annotation of a GenBank genome assembly. Lineage: Eukaryota; Metazoa; Nematoda; Chromadorea; Rhabditida; Rhabditidae.
AUGUCCUGGUGGUUUGCCCUCGGCGUCGGCAUAGCGCUUCGGCUCGAAUAUUUGGCGGCUCGCUACACGCUCGAGUCGAGAUACCCGGAAUGGUCCAACAACAAGCGCCGAAUUUUCGCCGUUCGCGUCGUAUCGUGCACCCAUGCCACACUUUCUGCCCUGGGUUGCCUGUGCAGCCUGCUGCUCGACCCGAACUUUGUUCAAAGCCCAUACGAGUACAGCACCGAUGCGGCGGCCUACGUGUUCCUCUUCUCCAUGGGAUAUUUCCUCUAUGACUUGGUUGACAUGUACAUUCACGGAGAGCUGCCCAACUCAAAGGAAUACUUUGUACAUCAUUCGUUGGUCAUCAUCGCGUUCUCGAUCAUCCUCUACACGGGUAGACUUUUCGGCUUUGCAAUGAUCGGUCUACUCGUUGAGGUGCAAACGAUCUUCCUCCAUUUACGAACGAUGGUCCGUCUCCUCGGAGCGACACGUGAACAUCCGAUGUAUUCCGGUCUGAUCAACCUCAAUAUGAUUUGCCUGUUCCUGUUCCGGCACAUUCCCAUCACCUAUCUGAUCUAUUUCCUGUGCAUCCAGGAUUAUAAGGUGCCAACGGUGUUGAGGCUUUUCUUGAUCGGCGGUCUCGUCUUCUUGGAAUACCACAACACUCACUUGACUGUCUCGAUGGCAAAGACCGACGGCUUCUUCGGAUUCCCCGGCGUCGCGUCACUUGACGAAGACAGUUGCGACCCCCUGGGUGCCGUCAAUACCGAGAAGCCGAAGGCGGUGAAGCCUCAGCACGCCAAGGCAAAGAAGAUCGAC